Molecule: messenger RNA, 4449 nt
Organism: Anneissia japonica
Lineage: Eukaryota; Metazoa; Echinodermata; Crinoidea; Comatulida; Comatulidae
Exons: 16
Coding region: 61-3288 (1075 amino acids)
Biological process (GO): signal transduction
Source: RefSeq, a predicted model, not a curated record
GGCCUGGAGUGAAGUAAGUCAGUUGGUGAUUGGGCAGUAUGACUCUUUUCGACUGUGAAAAUGUCUUUGAAUAAAAGUUCAGUUGUUAUUCCAAGCCAGCUUCGCCUUACUAUUAUUUUAUUCCUUAUUUGUUCUACAACAAUCGCCGGAUUCUUAUUUACGUACUUUCAAAUACAGGCGUUGAAGAAGGCUUCAGAAAAUUGUUUAUGUUUACACCAAUCUGAAGACGGUGGCAUCGAUGGAAAGGCCAAAGCUCAUUAUCGUAGCGGACCAAUUCAUCCUGGCGAAGUCGAUACACUGUCAGGUGGCAGCGAUCCUUCGGCCUCAGAUUCGGUCGUGAUGGUAUUCUUAGAUAUAAGUCUUUUGGAAGAACUAACAUCAACUUCAGAACGAAAGAAACGUGGAUCAUCUCAAUACCUGUCGGCUUUGGCUGAGAUACCCAUUCGAAUCCCGGUAUCAUCAAUGGUUCAGAUAUGCAAUUCAACACAGAUGGUUUGUAAAGAUAAGAAAGGUCCAAAAGGAGAGCGAGGCCCUCAUGGUGAACAAGGAAGACGUGGAAGACCUGGUCAUCCUGGCAGAAAUGGUGCAGUGGGACCACCUGGUCUCCCUGGUGUUAAUGGAACAACAUGUGUAAAUCAAACCACUGCAGAUUGCCAAUGUGUGUGCUCAACCCUUCAAUCACCAGAGGAAGGUGUCCAAGUUGGAGCAAAAAAUGACAGUGAUGAAUUGUCCAGCACAACUCCAACAAUAAAUACAUUGAUCAGCAAAAAAUCUGCUGACAAUAAUCAACAAAUACAAAGUCCUAGUGGUACCACUCUUUUACCAGAUAUUACUGGUUUUUAUGUGACUGAUAUAGCCACUGAGGAAAUAACUCAAACUGUUAAUACAUUUUCAGAAACAGAUGUUUCAAAUGUAGAUGGUCUAGACGGGCAAAUCUUGGAUACUACAAAUGCUCCAUUGCAUCCGGUCAAAAAUUAUACAAGUGUGUCAGGAGCAAGUAAAAUUAGAUCAACUAAUACUACCACUUUCGAACUACAAGAAGAAUCCAAAAAAAAUGUUCCAGCAUUGAAACAGACGACAGACAAAAACCGCACUAGUGUGUCAGAAAAUAUUGGCCAACAAACCUCUAGACCCAGUUUAACCCAAAAUGAUUUCCAAUCAUCUGAAAAAUCUGAUGCCACGUCACCACUUCGAUUCACAACUAGCACUGUGAGUUCAUCUGCUACACCAGUUGUUGGCAUGACAGUAAUUUCCAAAAUAGUUCCAUCUGAAUUGAGUCUGUUGGAGAAAGAUGGAGACAGUGGUGCUCCAACUGGACAACCGGAACCAAUAGUGAUAUCUAGAAUCAAAGAAGUAACAGAACAUACUACACGGUUGUUGCCGGAAAGGAUGGAUGCUGAUGACCCAGAAUCAUCACUUUCUGUUACCGCAGGGCUUCCAGUAUCAAAACAAGGAGAAGAAAAGAAAGAAUAUCCUGUGUCUUCACAAUUUUCCAAUAGGCUUCUGGUGAUUUCAAAAGGACAACCCGGGUUCCCAGGUCCAAUUGGGUUUAAAGGUGAAAAGGGAGAAAAGGGUCAUAAAGGAAAACGUGGACAAAAAGGUGAAACAGGUUCAAUUGGACCAGAUGGACAACCUGGCCCCACUGGGCCAGCUGGACAACCAGGUCCCAUUGGGCCAACUGGUGAAACUGGCAGUUGCCAAUGUAGCUCAAGUGAGGUUUUCUUUCAGAUCAGAAAUUUCACACAGAUAUUUGAUCGGCGUUUAGAACAAAUAAUUGAUGAAAUUGCUGAACAAAAAAGUCUGAAUGUAGAUUCUCUGGACACUGAAGUUUUUUACGAAACACAGACAGAAGUAGUUUCUGAAUACUUUGAGUCACAUGCUGGCAGCCAAUUAAAAGAAUUGCACUUGGAACAGCUACAAAAUAUUUCAUAUCAACUACAGCAGAAAAUGAACGUCUACCUUUUGGAGGCUGAGCGGAGACUUCUUGGACACGUUGCUGAAUUGACAGAACUUGCUCAAAAUAUUAGUAAACAACAAGGACCUCCAGGGCCACCAGGACCAGUAGGGCCUCCGGGAUCUAAAGGAUUUAAGGGAGACAAAGGUAGACGAGGCACCAAAGGAGAUAAGGGUUCAGGUGAACGUGGUCCACCAGGUGUAAAAGGUGCCAAAGGUUAUAAUGGAAGUGAGGGAUUACCAGGUUCAAAUGGUCCGAAAGGAGAAAAAGGGGAGAGAGGAAUCUCAGGUAGACGAGGCACCAAAGGAGAUAAGGGUUCAGGCGAACCUGGUCCACCAGGUGUAAAAGGUGCCAAAGGUUCUAAAGGAAAUAUUGGAGUACCGGGUCAGAAUGGUCUGCAAGGCGAAAAGGGGGAGAAAGGAGCUUCGGGUGUUAUGCCAGGCGAUCGAAGCUCACCAGGUGAACCGGUGGAUGAAAAUGAAGAAGUUGAAAGUGUGUCAGAAACACAUUAUUUAGAAGAGGACAAAGAACCACCUUUUGAAAGAAGUCCUGGAGGAGAUUGCGAAUUAGUUGCUGUAAAAGGAUUCCGCAAGGAAGCUAAACAAGGUGUUUAUCAUUCUGCAUGGAUGAAGGAUCCUGUAGGAAGUGAUGAUAAACUAUGGUUUGCAGAAGGGUUCCUGGAAAAUGUAUUAGAAGAAUACAACUCUAUGGCAGCAUUCAAAGAUGGUAAUACCUCAGCUGUUUAUACACUUCCGUUUUACUGGGAUGGUAUGGGCCAUGUUGUGUACAAUGGCUCAUUCUAUUAUCAUCGUGGACUGCGACAAGUCAUCCGAUACGACCUAAAAUCUCAAACUAUUGUUGCUAGGGUGGAUAUUCCUUCUGUCGCAUACCGUAACAGUAAGUAUGCAUACAAGAGUGGGUACACGUUUUUGGACUUUGAAGUGGAUGAAAAUGGAUUGUGGGUUAUUUAUUCUAGUCCACAAAGUAAUGGAAACAUAAUGGUGAGUAAGCUGGACAGUCAAGAUUUAAGCAUCAUCAAAACAAUAACAACGGGUCACGAGAAGCAAUUGGCAGCUGAGGCUAUUAUCGUAUGCGGUGUUCUUUAUACCAUCAAAAGCUACACAAAAGGUGCCACAACUUUCAACUAUGGAUUUGAUUUGUACAGCGGGAAAGAAAUACCCAAUGUUGAUAUAAAAUUCAACAUUGAAUAUGGUAAAUUAACUAUGCUAACGUAUAACAUCCAAGACCGAAAACUGUAUGCGCUGGACAAAGGGCAUCUGGUAACGUAUACAUUAGAGUUCAGAGAUGAUGAAUCUGCUUCAGACAAUUCAUAGGCAGGUAGCCAGCUAGGGUUGCCGAAUAUAAUAUUUAUCAGCUAGAAUGGUGUGUUUCCCAAAUUUUCCCGUUUUUAUCUAUGGUUCCUAUGCAAAGCUGUAACCCUUAGAAUUUUUCGUGAUCUAUUUUGUUGUUUCUUUUUUAGCCCAACUGUGUGAGACCCUCUACUCCAGGGGUCCUAUGUCUUUUCUUUUUCAUCAACAGAAUUCAUUUAAAACAAUUCCUAGUUCAGUUGAUCCAUGAAGUUUUCAGAAGCUCUAUGUCUGAUGGUACUGUACUACAGGAUACAAAUUUUAUUCUCAUAGAAAACAAAGAUAUAAUAUAAUAUAAGGAGAGUAUAUUUUAUGUAAUGUUACAAUGAAAUAUUUUUUUAAACAAUAUCGAAGAAUGAUGAUGAGAUUGAUGAGUUGGUAAGUUACUCCCAGAAACUGUCAGUUUUUGGUAGUUUCAGAAAUUUAAUUUUUUUUUAUUGGGCUGCUUUCUAUGAAUGAUACAACAUUUUUAUUGUAUAUAAUAUAACUAUAUUUCUUCUACAUCUAGAAAUGUAUAAAAUGUUCGAAAAAAAAUAUAAGAUUUAGAAUGUGUGUGUAUUUGUCCAUGGAGGAAUUAUCUAAACUAAUUCCUUCUUGAUUUGUCAUAAAAAAUUGUCAUUAAACUUCCAGUCCCUGGUGGAUGGUUUGGAAGUUUAAACUACAAGGUAAAAUGAUAUAAUAUCGACUUUCAUUCCUAAGGAAAAAAACAUAAGGGUAUAUAUGUAAUAAGUUGUAGACAGCAUAAAGCUUAUGAUAAGUUAAACCAUUUUGCCAAGUGUUGACAAAGAAUAAUCAUCAUCUGAUAUCUGUAUCAGGUUCAUGUGUCCUUACUCGGUAAGUGUACACUACAGAGGGCUCACUCUUAAGUAACCUUAUAAUACUGCUAAAUGAAGUUAUUUGAUCAUAAAAAAAUGAUAUUCUUAAAAACCACCAGUACGUACUGUAUGCUAGUAUUUAAUUUGCUAUGCUUUUGUUUACAAAACAAAUUUGUGAAGUAUUUCACACAACUGUAGUUUCACCCAUUUUGUACAGUACAUAACAUAUAUGUUGCUUGAUGAUUGAUUUCAAUAAAUAAAAAUGUUGAUGAUGAGUCAGUUUUGAUUUUCAAUAAACCAAUAUUGAAAGAGC